Molecule: messenger RNA, 2859 nt
Organism: Ictalurus furcatus (blue catfish)
Lineage: Eukaryota; Metazoa; Chordata; Actinopteri; Siluriformes; Ictaluridae
Product: galectin-9-like
Exons: 10
Coding region: 325-1269 (314 amino acids)
Biological process (GO): negative regulation of CD4-positive, alpha-beta T cell proliferation; negative regulation of type II interferon production; positive regulation of gene expression
Cellular component (GO): nucleus; cytosol
Molecular function (GO): galactoside binding; carbohydrate binding
Source: RefSeq, a predicted model, not a curated record
AGAAUCAGAAAUAUCAGAGAUGUUAUAAAACAGGACAAAAAAAAAGGCUAAAUGAAGAUCAGAGACAUAAAUCUGAAAUAAACGAGAUUUGAUAGAUUAAGACGAAUUAAAGUGAUAAAAUAAAGCAAACAUGAAUUUGCAAAGAGAAGCUUCUGGCGAACCUUCUGUCAGGUGAGGGUGGGUCAAGUGCACACAAACAUGUAACAUGACACGUGGUUUCCUGAGUAGUGCAGCCUUUUCUAGUAAACGGGAACUUAUACCAACCUUCACAAGCACACCUUUGCAUUCUGCGUUCACUUUGUGGUGAUUCUGCACUGCAUCACGAUGUCCUGUCAGCGUCCUUAUCUGAAUCCGCGACUCCCAUUUACGGGCUGUAUCCAAGGCGGCCUGUUUGAAGGGAAGACGGUCACUGUGACAGGACGAGUCCUGGCAGGAGCAGAGAGGUUUUGUGUGAAUUUACAAAGUGGCACCAAGGCAAACAGUGAUAUCGUCCUCCACUUCAACCCACGCUACAGCGGUAACUCGGGCCACGUGGUGUGUAACACGAUGCAGAGUUCCUGCUGGGGUUCCGAGCAAUGGAGCAAACACACCCCAUUUCCCAGAGGCUCUGACUUCACCCUCACCUUCCUGGUCAACCGAGACUCCUAUUCGGUGAUCGUGAACGGAGUACAUUUCCUGGAGUACUUGCACCGUCUCCCUGCCUCCCGCGUGAACGCGAUCUCUGUGAACGGAGGUGUAGAGAUCACGUCCAUCACUUUCCAAAAUCCGGCUACCUCGUGGGUGGCACAACCCAGCUUUGCACGCACGGUGAAAGCUUCUUACGCUGUCCAUGGCUUGGGUGCUACACCUCCUCCGUACAGUCCUCCACUUGCUUAUGUGUUGCCAUAUAAAGCCAUUCUCCAGGGUGGAAUUUACCCGGGCAGAGUCAUCACUGUACAGGGCUGUGUCAACCACAACGCUGACAGGUUCAACAUCAACCUGCGUUAUAACUCUGGCAUUGCGUUCCACUUCAACCCGCGUUUCAACGAGAACGUGGUGGUGUGCAACAGCCUGAUAAGUGAGCGCUGGGGUCGUGAGGAGAGAAGUGGUGGCAUGCCCUUCUACAGAGGCCAGCAGUUUACGCUGAGCAUCACGUGCGACACUCAGUGCUACAGGAUCAUGGUGAACGGCGCACAGAUGUUCACCUACAACCACCGUCACUUCCUGUUUCAGCAGAUCGACAUCCUGGAGGUUGAUGGAAACAUCAGCGUCAGUUCUGUCGUGGUUUAAGGGCAGGUCGUUAUGUGUAUAAACUGUAAAACCAGUUCAAACCAGUAUAAUACUUUACAUCUAUUUUAUUGUAUUCAAUACAGCAGCACAUAUUGUAUUCUGGGAAAAUUGUACAGCAUCAAAAGCAGUAAAGAUAGCUGUGCAACACUGCUGAGACGAUAUCUUACUAAUACAGUAAAACCUACAGGUUCAUUAACUUCACCGCAUCUGACUAAUUUUUCCAUUUUUUAUUUAUUCCUUAUUUUUGUCAUCCUUGGUUUUUUAAAAGCAUAACUUUAGUUAUAUUAGUGAGGUAGCAUUAAGUGUAACAGGUUAACUGGAGGUAAAACUAUAAUGCUACAUCAUAUUAGCCUAGUUCAGUGGAUAAGAUUUCUAGCUAUGUUUGAUAUAUAUAUGUAUAUAUAUAUAUAUAAACCCCAGUGAGCAAUAAGUCUUCUUCUUAUGACUCAUUGAUUCUAUAUCUGUGGUUCUUACUGUUCCUGUACUUUUGAUAUCAUAUUAUUCUUGGACUGAAAUGAUUUAUUUGAACCCAGUAAGAGAGUUUGUUUUGGACACUUUCAAAUGUAUUUACGAUGUACAUUUGGCAAUAAAAGUGUUAAACAGCAGUAUGAUUAAAACAUUCAGCAGAGAUUUGAUGGGAAUUGACUGUUAUUAAUGUGUAGUCCCGUAAAAAUAUAGACUUCGGCAAAAAGUUCGAAACUUUUACCAUAUAAGACUGGGGCAGGAUUUGGGUCUGAGGGUAAGACUGAGAUAGGAGUUGGGUUUGAUAAUGAGUCUUUAUUGGUCACAUAUACAUUACAGCACAGUGAAAUUCUUUUAUUCAUACAACAGCAUGUCAGGAAGUUGGGGUCAGAGCACAGGGUCAGCCAUGAUACAGCGCCCCUGGGGGAGAGAGGGUUAAGGGCCUUGCUCAAGGGCACAACGGUGGCAGCUUGCAGUGCUAGGGCUUGAACCCCCACCCUUCCGUUCAGUAACCCAGAGCCUAAACCGCCAAGCCACCACUGCCCCAUGAUUUUCUUCUGUUGGUUAGACUGAGACAUGAUUUGAUUUUGGUUUAGAGGUGAGACUGGGGCAAAAUUUAGGCUUGGGGAUAAAACCGGGACAGAAAUUGGGUUUGGGGAUGACACUAAGACAGAAAUUAGGUUUGAGGGUAAGACUGGUGCAGAGUUUUGGAUUGAGGAUAUAAACAGGAUAGAUAUUAUUUUAUAAUACCUCUGUCAAACUCAACGUGAUUAAAAACAACAACAGAAUCAGAAAUAUCAGAGAUGUUAUAAAACAGGACAAAAAAAAAGGCUAAAUGAAGAUCACAGACAUAAAUCUGAAAUAAACGAGAUUUGAUAGAAUAAAGACGAAUUAAAGUGAUAUUCUAAAAUUCUAAAAUUUAUACUUAAUUUUCAGAAGUAAGUUUUGCUCAUGUGAAUAUUCAAUGCUACUUAGGCAAAAACCUUUUUUCCCCUAGUUUAAUGAGUGGUAAAGGCCCAGUGAAACAGAAGUUGAUGUAGUCAUUGAUGAUGAUGAAUUAAUAAUAAAAGAAGCUUUGCUGAACUCGUCAUUGCAUCAGUUUAUUGUAACUUUAGUAUAUAGUGUACU